GCGAAAUAGUUUCUCCACCUCUUUAAAAUUUAUUUCGGAAAAGCUGAGCUCGAGGAAAUGAACAACAUAAAACUUUGAACCACACAUUCAAAGAAGCUUGACUGCACAUACACAAUCUUACAUAUUACUGUGCUCAUUUUAUUGGAUGCAGUAUUGAUAGUCAAUUGAUAGCAUGCUUAUAUUCUGAGAAACGAAAUCAAUCUCUCGGGUCGGAAUCAACGAAUUCAUCGAGAUAGAGCAUCAUUGAUACUACAUCGAGGCGCACCCAGUCCGUCACACCGGCUGAUCUCUUGAAGAGUUGAAUAUACGAGAGAGGAAGAAAUAGAGUCAAAAUGGUUCAAGGCGCACUUAAAUCGACGAAGAGCGCAUUGGCGGGCGGGAACCGAGCGAAUGGGGCGGGGAAAAAGGCGGCGUUGGGACCGAAGAAGGGACAGAGGGUUAUUAAGGCGAAGAAGGAUGGAUUAAGGAGGAGUGAGGUUUUGAGAAAGAAACAUUCAGCAGGUCUCACAGCCAUGACGGAAAAGACACUCGGUGCGAAAGCAGGUCAUCUGGAAUUGUUGGGAGUAGGAAAGAAGAGUAAGGGAAAGGAUGGGAAGAAUGCUGGAGAGACCAAGGGGAAGGGAAAUGCGGGGGCUACAAUCCAUGGAGGCGAGAAGGGAGGAACGAGGAAAUUUGGUUAGAGGGCUGUGGUGCUGUGUUGAGGGAAGGACAGGUGAUGAUGACGAGAAUGAGAUCGGAUGAGGAACUUAUUUAAUUGGUAUUGGUUUGGAGUUUGGUUGGCGCUUUUGGAAGGAUUGGCGUAUGAGGGAUAGGGUCAGGGCUAGGGAUAGGGAUAUGAGAGGUGGGAUUGGAGAUGUAUUAAAAUCUUGAAGGUUUACACAUACAUACUUAUGCACGGAUUGAAAGCGAGAUUCGAUAUUUCUCAUGAAUACACAUACACAUACACAUCAGAAUGAAAAGCAAACUUCACUUCUUUGCCAAGAAUAUAUGUAAUAAAUAU
This is a messenger RNA of Botrytis sinoallii, 1000 nucleotides long. RefSeq lists its product as uncharacterized. The transcript is spliced from 2 exons. The record is from RefSeq and is a predicted model, not a curated record. Lineage: Eukaryota; Fungi; Ascomycota; Leotiomycetes; Helotiales; Sclerotiniaceae. Bases 333 to 680 code for a protein of 115 amino acids.